AUGAGAAUUAUUGGUGGUGUAAUAAAUUAUUUGACAAAUAAUGCUGACGCUACUUGGGAAACUGAAGAUCGUUUGAAAAGAUCCUGGAACAAGAUAAAUGAUUUUUUAACAAUGACAGGAAAUAUGGAACACCUACAAAAACAGCAACAACUAAAUGCAGAAACAUCUAAUAAUGAUCAUAACAAUACUAAUAUUAGCAACAAUAAUAAUGAUUAUAGAAACAUUAAUCCUAAUAAUAAUAGCGGAAAUAUUGGUAGUAUUAAUAAUGAUAGAAACAUUAACAAUAGAAAUACUAACACUAGUAUUAAUAAUAAAAUUAAUACUAGUAAUGUUGAUAAUAAUAGGAAUAAUAGUUUAAAUAAUAGGAAUAUUAGUAGUGUCAAUAAUAAUAACAAUUUUAAAUGCCAACUUCUACCAGAAAAACGAAAACUUGUUGUGUUACAGGUACCACCAAAUAAAAAACAAACAUUAGCUAGAUUAACAAAAAGGCCUGAAUCUAUUCCUAAACAAACAGCUACUAAACCUUUAUCACUAUCUCCUACUGUUGAUUAUACUGAUUGUAGAAUAAUUGUAUGUAUAAUAAAUUAA
Entrophospora sp. SA101 is the source of this 588-nucleotide messenger RNA. The record is from the annotation of a GenBank genome assembly. NCBI's taxonomy places the organism in Eukaryota, Fungi, Glomeromycota, Glomeromycetes, Entrophosporales, Entrophosporaceae.